UGGUAUUAUUUUCCCCUCUUGAGCACCAACUUCUUAUAUUGUUGAGCGAGGAUGGAGUUCCUCGUUAAGUUUGUUUCGGUGGUUUUAUUGUUUGUGUCCAGUGUGUUGGGGGUGGAGAUUAUCAGUGUAGUAGAACAAUCGGUGUUUGGACAAGGGGACGAAUGCUAUGGCACCCACGUCGGCUUUGGCUAUUCUGGGACUCCCGAAUUUCACUACGAAUCUCUUUUAAGACGAUACCGAGGAUGUAAGCACGUGGAGGGAAAUCUAGAAAUCACCAACCUCCAGUCGGACCAAAUCUCGUACGACCUCUCUUUCCUGUCUACGAUCGAGGUAGUGACGGGAUACGUCCUGCUCGGUUUGCUGGACCUGGAGUCCAUUCCUCUCACCAACCUGAAAUUGAUUCGAGCAGACAACAUGUUUAACAUCAUGGGAGAGGACUAUGGCCUCGUGGUGGCUUUCACAGACGCCGCAGGGGAAAACAAAAACCGGGGACUGAGGGAACUUCAACUCCCAUCCCUCAAAGAGAUUUCAAGAGGGCGAGUUCUUUUCAUGCAGAAUCCGCUGCUGAAUUUUGUCAACACUAUUGCAUGGAACGUCAUAGUUCCAGGAGUAACCAACCCGGUCACGUACGGUGACAGUGCUUAUAACACGACAAGUCUUGAAGUAUGUGAUCCUGCCUGUGAAAACGGAAAUCAACGCUUUUGCUGGGGGCGAGGACCCAAGAUGUGUCAAAUUGUUCACUUCCCAAUAUGUGACGAGCUGUGCCCAGGUCGUUGCUAUGACAGCACAAUAGUCGGCUGUUGCCAUCCAGAAUGUGCCGUAGGAUGCACGGGCCCAAGCAAUUCCGAUUGUCUGAUGUGUAAAUACUUCAAAGCUGGUGAAGCAUGCGUAUCUAGCUGUCCGGGAGGAGUGUCCGUGCGUAAUGGACAGGACUGCCUGGAGAACUGAGACAUUGUCCAGAUGUGGAAUAGUUCGGACAUGUCUCUGUCCCAAAUUAGACUCAUGUGCACCGGGACGUUUUCUUUCUCAAAACUCAGUUUCCAUGCAUGCAUAGAGGCACUUACAUCCCUCGCUAAAUAUGAAACCCUUUAGUUUCUUUUACGCGUGUUUUUUGCGAGAUUAAUUUUCGAUGUUGUACAUUCCUCGUCUGACCAGAAAAAACAUUGAUUAUAUUAUUUUCAAAAUCAGGAAUAGAGUCGACAAGACAGUGUCCAACAUAUGUCAAAACCAAGGAGUUGACGCGUGUAUUUUUAAAAUGAUUUGCGAAAUAUUUGUAAAAUAUUUCUAUUUAUUAAAUCAGUGUGUAUUUAUAAUUGCAGUUCUUUAUACAGUAUUGCAAAAAAAAAAUCAUUUAUUUAUAUGAUCUGAUAUCAAUGCUGUAUUUUUAUUGAAAUAUACAUUUGAUAGUAGCUAUCGAUUAUGUUUGCAAUAAAUAUAUUUAGGUUCACCAAAACGGUCGAGAGUCCAAUGUAAUUUAUAUACAAUUCAAUUUUAAGCGUUGCUAUUAUUGAAUGAUUUGCAAAUUGAUCAUACAGAAAUAAAGUCUAUUCUAUAAAUUCA
Messenger RNA from Magallana angulata, 1560 nucleotides. RefSeq names its product epidermal growth factor receptor-like. The transcript is spliced from 6 exons. The record is from RefSeq and is a predicted model, not a curated record. Bases 52 to 948 code for a protein of 298 amino acids. NCBI's taxonomy places the organism in Eukaryota, Metazoa, Mollusca, Bivalvia, Ostreida, Ostreidae.